Molecule: messenger RNA, 1122 nt
Organism: Aaosphaeria arxii CBS 175.79
Lineage: Eukaryota; Fungi; Ascomycota; Dothideomycetes; Pleosporales
Product: dioxygenase-like protein
Exons: 4
Coding region: 1-1122 (373 amino acids)
Cellular component (GO): cytoplasm
Molecular function (GO): 2-oxoglutarate-dependent dioxygenase activity
Source: RefSeq, a predicted model, not a curated record
AUGUCAAACACAAUUACAAAGACUACUGUGCAAGAGGCAACCAAUGCGAAAGGAGAGCAUAUCAUACUCAAGACUGCAUAUGAUGAUGCCAUUCACGGCCAGUCAAAAUACGCGGCAUAUCUUCCCGUCUACGAUAACACGACUAAAUUCCCGCCCACGGAGCGAUUUGAGUUCCACGACCGAGGCCACAAUGCCGAUCCGGCGAAACCUAACCUUUUGAACACGGGUGACAUAAAUGUCAAGAUAACCAAACUUGCUCCUCGCGUCGGAACAGAGAUCACGGGACUACAACUAUCCCAACUCAGCGACGCACAGAAAGAUGAACUUGCUCUGCUGAUUGCCGAGAGAGGUGUGGUCGUAUUUCGAGACCAAGACUUCAAGGACAUUGGGCCAGAGAAGCAGAAAGAGUUCGGCCAAUACUUCGGUCGACUCCACGUACAUCCUGUUGGAGCACACGUGAAAGAUCACAUCGAGUUUCAUUCGAUCUAUCUCGGAAAAGACAACCUCUACCGCCUUGGUCGAAGCAGCAAGAGAUUGACAACCGUCGGAUACCACUCAGACGUGUCGUACGAGCAUCAGCCACCUGGUAUCACCCUUUUGACUCUCGUCCAGGUACCCGAGACAGGUGGGGACACCGGAUGGACCUCCCAAGCAGCGGCAUAUGAUCGCCUUUCGGAACCAUUGAAAGCGUUUCUAGAAGGACUUAAGGCUGAGCACAGUGGCUUCCCCCAGGCCGAAAACGCUCAGCGGGAUGGCCACUUUGUGAGAAGGGAUCCCGUCAAAUCGUACCAUCCGAUCGUGCGCGUCCACCCUGUUACCAAACAGAAGGUUUUGUUCGUGAACCCUGGAUUCACGAAGCGAAUCGUUAAUCUGAAAGAAGAAGAGUCAGAUGCUAUCCUUAAACUUUUGUUCAAACACAUUUCGCAAAGCCAAGACAUCCAGGCGCGUGUUAAAUGGGACGAUCGUACGGUCGCGCUUUGGGAUAAUCGUGUCACAGCACAUACGGCGAUCUCGGAUUACGAUGUGGGUGAUGAGGGUGAAGGGCUACGGCAGGGGUUCCGUAUCACGACUCUUGCUGAGGUCCCAAUCGGAGUGGACGGAACAGAGUCUACGUGGGAUUAG